CCCAAAUUUCUGGGCUGCAACUAACGACACCAGAGGCAGUCGAGUGUUGCAACGGCCGGUACCGUUUGGAUGUUGGAUCGAGAACCUGAUUCUCGUCGCAACUGCAGUUCCGAGCUUUCAAAUAUCGGCAAUGGAAAUUGUCAUGCGUUCGGCAGCCUCACGCAUCUGCCGGAGAUGCUCACAGUCAUUGAAACCAGGACCUGGAGCUAGGGCGGUCUCUAGUAGGCCAUUAUCGCGACUUGCACUUCAGCGGCAAUCGAGACAGCUGCAGAACAGGCGCGCAUUUUCGUUAUUCGGCGGCUCGCAACCCCGGGUCGCUGAAGAGAAUUCCACUCAGUUUGGCUCAGCUGCACCACCAACUGAGACUCCCAGUGCUCCCGUCUUGCGUUCCGAUGAUCUGUUCCACCCGUACACGAGCUCGCCGAUUCCCGAAAUCCGCCGGCGUGCUGCCUACAUAAGACAACAUGCGCUCUGCCCUCAUUCAGACCACCGUCCUACCCGACUAUCCGUAAACCCGGACACUUCGGAGCCGGCAAUAUCGGGAAGCCAGCCACCCGCCCAUGUCGACUUUGAGUGUCCCGAUUGUGGAGUCCCAGUUUACUGCAGCGAGAAACACUGGGCAGAGGAUUAUGAAGCCCACUUGCAAAUAUGCGACACUCUGCGACAGAUCAACGAAGAUGACCAUGACCUAAGAUCUGGCAGGUUCUUCCCCGAGUUCGAAUACGCCGGGCCUCAAAUGGAGGAAGCCAUGGUCAACAUGACCAACUGGGAUACCUUUUUAUACACUCGAGACUUCGAGGCAAUCAACAACGACCAGAACAUGCGUCAGGUGACCCGGCUGCUGACAUAUCCAUUGACCAUUGGGAGCGUGCUGCAUGAGUUGAGUCCCUACAACAUCAGGAAAGGCGGACGUCUUACCGCAGAAGGUUUGAAGAGCUUGAGCGCACUACGCUAUACUCUACAUCCCCCGAGAACAGGUGGUGGAACGGAUAUCAAGGGACUACGACCUGAGGCACCUCCAGUCAGAAUAUUCAUUUUGGGAGCUCGAGCUGAGUCUUCCCUGCCGAGGAAUGUCUGGGUCCAGCUUGCCCACCUCUUCCCCCGAGGAAAAUUUCAUCUCGUUUUCAUUGGGCCUGAGAGUAUGACAAACCGUGACGAUGAGUUCCCGCUGCCGCCGCGGACCCCAUCGAAUCCCUUUGGUGCCAUCAUUGAGGAUCGAGUAUGGCCGACGAUGAAGAUAAGCACAAUCGUGGAUUACUACCAUACAAUCCACAAGACCGGGUACUUCUAUCCGUACGACCCGUACUUUGAUUGCUUUGUGCUAUUCCACCCCGGUCUGGGCCAUCCCGCCAGCUCUCACGAGUGGGCGGAGACGGUGCCCCAAUUGUUGGAAACGAAGGCACCGAUCUUGGUGACAGGAUAUACUCAAUACGACAUGGAGAGGGAUAUUGACUGGGUCAAUAAGACGUGUCAGGGAGAGUUCGACAUCCUCAUGGAGCCAGGCGAGAACAUCUUCCGAAGCCAAAGAUGGGAUUUAAAUGAUCUUGAUCCACAAGACAUCACCUGUGGAAACUGGGGCGUGUGGGCAAUGCGUGGAAAGAGAUAUGAGGCCACGCACAAAAACAUGGAAUAAGGGGUGCUGGAUUGUAUGCCAAGUCUGGAGAUUUCGGGUUGCACAAGGGGAUUGUUGUAAAUAUGUGCCUGAACUCCAGUUUAGACUGUAUACUAUGUAUAGGUGUACAUCUCUACAGUGUACCAAAAUCAUACCCAUAGUCCAUCACAUCCAAGCCGUAAGACUAUGCCCAUAACCUGCAUGAGAAGCAGUCAUCCGGAUACACAUCGACAGACAUGGCGCUUUCGCCUGAAUCAUAUAAUACUCAAGAGAGGCAAGACUUGUAGGUCUCUAUGGUGGAUUUGUUUACGAGCUACUCCAGUGGCUUUUAUUUAUAUCAAUGCAAUGAAUGAGGCUCAAUCGCAAGAGCAUGAGACGAAAUCAACGCAAGGGCUCCCUGGUAAGGUCUGUAAGUACACACGUGCCUUUCCUCGGUACGUUCCGUGGGCUGCAGCUUCCGCCGCCAAAAUCGACGCUAGUGACGUUGAACCCCCCAAUUCGUGCAAUCAAG
Molecule: messenger RNA, 2123 nt
Organism: Pseudomassariella vexata
Lineage: Eukaryota; Fungi; Ascomycota; Sordariomycetes; Amphisphaeriales; Pseudomassariaceae
Product: zinc-finger of mitochondrial splicing suppressor 51-domain-containing protein
Exons: 2
Coding region: 131-1633 (500 amino acids)
Biological process (GO): mitochondrial respiratory chain complex IV assembly
Cellular component (GO): extrinsic component of mitochondrial inner membrane
Source: RefSeq, a predicted model, not a curated record